UUCAAUCUCCAUUUUUAUUUCCUCUCGAGAUUCGUUAUUUCUCAUCAUAUUGUAAAUAUGUCUACCAUCAUCUCUUGCAGCACACACUCUUCUUUAGCUGCCUCUAAUUGGAAUAAUCCAAGAAUACCCACCAAAGGUCCAAUCUUUCUAAGAACUCACAGGAGUUGUUCUUGGUGGAAUCGGCAGUUUUUGCUCAAAUCUAGUUCCCACAAGAAUGUUCAGUGUCAGCUUCAAAAUGGGCAGGAGAAAGAGAGGUCAUUUUCCUUGAAGGAAUGUGCAAUCUCAAUUGCUUUGGCUGCUGGGUUGAUUACUGGAAUGCCAUCACUGGAUUGGUCUCCUAUUGCUUAUGCAGCAAAUCCUGCAUUGUCCAAUUUGUCUGUUUUAAUCUCCGGGCCUCCGAUAAAGGACCCUAGAGCAUUGUUGAGAUAUUCACUGCCAAUUGACAAUAAAGCUAUAAGAGAAGUACAAAAGCCACUUGAAGAUAUAACAGAGAGUCUCAAGAUAGCCGGCAUCAAGGCGCUUGAUUCUGUCGAGAGAAAUGUGAGACAAGCAUCUCGAUCACUCAAGCAAGGGAAAAGUUCAAUUAUAUCGGGAUUAGCUGAAUCAAAGAAGGACUAUGGCAUGGAAUUGCUCGACAAGCUCGAAGUUGGGAUGGAGGAGCUACAACAGAUUGUGGAGGAUCGGAAUAGAGACGCAGUGGCACCUAAACAAAAGGAGCUGCUUCUGUACGUUGGAGAUGUUGAAGAGGAUAUGGUGGAUGGCUUCCCAUUUGAAGUACCCGAAGAAUAUCGUAGUAUGCCUCUUUUGAAGGGGAGAGCAGCUGUGGAUAUGAAGGUCAAAGUCAAGGACAAUCCAAACGUAGAGGAGUGUGUAUUUCAUAUAGUUCUGGACGGAUAUAACGCUCCGGUAACUGCUGGAAACUUUGUUGAUUUGGUGCAACGACGCUUCUAUGAUGGCAUGGAAAUUCAGAGAGCGGAUGGAUUUGUUGUUCAAACCGGCGAUCCUGAAGGUCCUGCAGAGGGCUUUAUUGAUCCUAGUACUGAGAAAACUCGAACAAUACCGUUAGAAAUCAUGGUUGAUGGGGAAAAGACACCUUUCUACGGAGCAACGCUGGAGGAGCUUGGUCUAUACAAGGCUCAAACGAAGCUACCCUUCAAUGCUUUCGGAACCAUGGCAAUGGCUCGAGAUGAGUUUGAGGAUAAUUCCGCUUCAAGCCAGGUAUUUUGGCUAUUGAAAGAAAGUGAACUAACACCGAGCAACGCUAAUAUACUGGACGGUCGAUAUGCAGUGUUCGGCUAUGUGACGGAAAAUGAGGACUUUUUGGCUGACCUGAAGGUUGGUGAUGUUAUAGAAUCAAUCCAAGUGGUUUCUGGCCUGGAAAACUUGGUCAAUCCAAGUUAUAAGAUAGCUGGUUAAAACCCUUUUUGUAGUUUGAAUUUAAAAUAAGUCAGUUCACUUUCAUGUGCUUCAGUUAAUUCA
Molecule: messenger RNA, 1479 nt
Organism: Hibiscus syriacus
Lineage: Eukaryota; Viridiplantae; Streptophyta; Magnoliopsida; Malvales; Malvaceae
Product: peptidyl-prolyl cis-trans isomerase CYP38, chloroplastic-like
Exons: 7
Coding region: 58-1416 (452 amino acids)
Biological process (GO): protein peptidyl-prolyl isomerization
Molecular function (GO): peptidyl-prolyl cis-trans isomerase activity
Source: RefSeq, a predicted model, not a curated record